GUGGAGGUGGCGCGGGGCCGCGCGGGCUACGGCUUCACGCUGUCGGGCCAGGCGCCCUGCGUGCUCAGCUGCGUCAUGCGGGGCGGCCCUGCCGACCUGGUGGGCCUGCGGGCCGGAGACCAGAUCCUGGCGGUCAACGAGAUCGCCGUGAAGAAGGCCUCGCACGAGGACGUGGUCAAGCUGAUCGGGAAGUGCUCGGGCGUCCUGCACAUGGUGGUGGCCGAGGGCGCUGGCCACCUGGAGCCCUGCUCCAGCGACGAGGAGGGCAAGGGCUGGCUGAAGCCCAAGCUGGACUCAAAGGCGCUGGGCAUCAACCGCGCAGAGCGGGUGGUCGCAGAGAUGCAGUCCGGGGGCAUUCUCAGCAUGAUCUUGGAGAGCCCUGCUCUGUGCCCCGGACCCCCAGAGCCCUCGAUGGCCAAGCAGCGGCCUCUGUCGGAGCCAGCGGCUGCGCACGCGGACCCCAGCCCCAGUCCCAGUGCCCUCUCCCACGAGGAGGUGGCCAAGGUCCUCCGGGAGGAGCUGGCCGAGGCGGGGCUGGACGCGAGCAUCCUGAACGUGGCCAUGGUGGUGGGCUACCUCGGCUCCAUCGAGCUGCCGUCCACCAGCUCCAACCUCGAGCAGGACAGCCUGCAGGCCAUCCGGGGCUGCUUGCGGCGCCUGCGCGCGGAGCAGAGGAUCCAUUCGCUGGUCUCCAUGGAGAUCCUGCAGGACGGCGUGCGGCUUUGCAGUGACCGCGCCGGUGUGCUGGCCGAGUACCCCGCCGAGAAGCUGGCCUUCAGCGCCCUGUGCCCCGACGACCGCCGCUUCUUUGGGCUGGUCACCAUGCAGGCCGGCGACGGCGAUGGCGACGACGCGGGCGCCCUGCGCACCUCCUGCCACGUCUUCAUGGUCGACCCCGACCUGUCCAGCCACCGCGUGCACCAGGGCAUCGCGCGCCGCUUCGGGCUGGCGUGCACGGCGGACCCGGACACGGGCGGCUGCCUGGAGUUCCCUGCCUCGUCGCUGCGCUGGUUCCCGGCGCACGUCCUGCAGGGCUGGCAGUGCGGCCACGCCAGCGACCAGGAGUCCUAUACCGACUCCACCGACGGCUGGUCCAGCGUCAACUGCGGCACGCUGCCCCCGCCCAUGAGCAAGAUCCCUGCCGACCGCUACCGCGUGGAGGGCAGCCUCCCGCCCAAGAGCGAGUGGCCGCGGAAGGCCUUGGGCGUGGCCCACAUCUUUGGCCCCCACCGCCAUGGCAGGAAGACGAGGGACGACGCCAAGGGUCUGAAGCCCGGCUGUGGCUCUGGGCUGGCCCACACUUCCCAGCGGACCCCUGCCCGGAGGGCCUGUGCCAGAGCCAAGAGGUUCAGUAUCACGCGAUCCCUGGACGACCUGGAGCCUCUACUGUCCACAACCCCGACCAGCCAGCGGGUCUCCACCCUGCUCACGCGACCGCCGGUCCCUCACACAGAGCAGAUGGCUGAAGUGCUGGCUGCCACCUCCUUGUGUGUCCACCUGAGGCUCACAGUGGAUAGCCAGUUGACUGGCGGGGAAGUGGCCUCGGGCCUUUUUGGCCGUCACCUUUUUGGUUCAUAG
Molecule: messenger RNA, 1578 nt
Organism: Echinops telfairi (small Madagascar hedgehog)
Lineage: Eukaryota; Metazoa; Chordata; Mammalia; Afrosoricida; Tenrecidae
Product: regulator of G-protein signaling 12-like
Exons: 4
Molecular function (GO): GTPase activator activity; protein binding
Source: RefSeq, a predicted model, not a curated record